UCUAAGAUGUACCAACGAUCCUUUAUAGUGUCCAAGUAUUGACAUAAUAAUGCGAAUAGCGUAAUAAAAGUAGCAAAAGCUGCCAAUCUUGGAAGCCUAGAGGGAGGAGGGGGAGGAAUGGUGCUACCACUGGCCAGGUGUUUUGGUGGCAUGAUUUGGUGUCUGUGCUGAGAACAAAAUUUCGGGCCGGAAGCAAACCCGACCUCUAAGCGCCGACCAAUAACAAACGAGGCCCAACAUGGCAAAGGGGUCGAGAACGCUCAAUCCAGUCGAUGCACAUAGGAAAGCCGAGAGAAAGAAGGAACUCAAGAAAAACAAGGAACAACGAGUGAAGAAUAGGGAAAUAAGCGUUGUGAAGAAGGAUACAACAGGCCUCGAAUCGGAAAUUCGUCAUUUAGAGGAUUCGGCACGGAAAGGAGAGCUCGAUAAGAAUGGACAGGAAAAGCUCGAAUCGCUGCGGAAAGAAGUGGAUUCCAUUCGAAAGACCAAAACAGAAUACGUUGCUGCCCACCCAGAACAUGAAAAGCUAGUUUUUCCUGGGAGGAAAUCUGCACCGUCAGGGCCAUCCAAGGUCUCAAGUAGGCCACACAUCAACGACUACAAUAAGCAUCUGUUUGGAUCGGACGGCCUCCCACUGAAUCCCGAAAAAUCCAUUUAUUAUGACAAACUACUAAACCCAACCGGUAUGCCCCCACCAGGGGCAGUGUACAUGGAGCACCCCCCCCUGCAGCACGAGGUGUCCGCCGCCCCGAAUGAGGACCAGGAGACCGACAGUGACAGUGAAGGUGAUGUUCCUCUUCCCGCCGGUCCGCCACCCAUCCAUGACAGCGACGAUGACAGCAACGAAGACAUUCCAAUGCCUGAAGGGCCACCCCCAAGCUCUAUCCCUCCCCCAACUCCAGCUCUGCCGGACUCUUCGUUAGUGCCGCUGCCAUUCAUUCUUCGGCCUCUGCCUGCCGAACCCCCUGUGUUAUCUCAUAUCCCGCCGCCACCUCCGGGUUUUCCGCCUCUAGGUAUCCCUCCACCACCUCCUGGUUUCCCGCUGCAUAGCAUUCCUCCACCACCCCCUGGCUUUCCACCCAUGUUGGGUUUCCGCAUCCUCCCAUCACCCUGGCGUCACCAGGGCCAGCACCACCCUAUCCCACUGGUCAAGCCGUAUCUCCACUUGCUUCUACGCGACCUCACUCUAACUCCGCCCCAUUGGUCACACAUUCGCCUCGACUGGCGUCCUGCUGUGAUGUCCGAGAAUGCUACGGUCUCCGCCGAGCCCGAACUACGUGAUUUAAAGCGGGAAAGUACAGCCUUCGUCCCAACUGCCGUAAAGCGGAGGAAAGUAGAACCUACACCCCAACGAAUGAAUGCUGCUCCCAGUGAAAGUGAAAGCAAUAUUGAGCAGGUACAGGUUUUCACCCCCAAUGGUUAG
Cantharellus anzutake is the source of this 1423-nucleotide messenger RNA. Its product is annotated as WW domain binding protein 11-domain-containing protein. Bases 239 to 1423 code for a protein of 394 amino acids. NCBI's taxonomy places the organism in Eukaryota, Fungi, Basidiomycota, Agaricomycetes, Cantharellales, Hydnaceae. Gene Ontology annotation, biological process: RNA processing. The record is from RefSeq and is a predicted model, not a curated record. The transcript has 10 exons.